Messenger RNA from Dacryopinax primogenitus, 1890 nucleotides. RefSeq names its product ATP synthase F1 alpha subunit. Bases 63 to 1670 code for a protein of 535 amino acids. Gene Ontology annotation, biological process: proton transmembrane transport; proton motive force-driven ATP synthesis. Gene Ontology annotation, molecular function: proton-transporting ATP synthase activity, rotational mechanism; ADP binding; ATP binding. The transcript has 9 exons. The record is from RefSeq and is a predicted model, not a curated record. Lineage: Eukaryota; Fungi; Basidiomycota; Dacrymycetes; Dacrymycetales; Dacrymycetaceae.
UUGCUCUCUGUUACCCCCAUUAACACCGGUUCCCCUCCUCCUUCUCUCUCUCCUCCGUCGCUAUGCACUCCCUCGCCCUCAGGAGGGCGUCCGUCGCCGUUAGGGCGGCCACUCCUUUUAUUCGCAGCUAUGCCACCGCGAAGCCUGCUGCCUCUGAGGUGUCUUCUAUCCUCGAGUCCCGCAUCGGGGGUGCCUCUUUCGGUGGAGAUGUGCAGGAGACUGGUCGUGUCCUGACCAUCGGUGACGGUAUCGCUCGUGUUUAUGGCUUGCGCAACGUUCAAGCUGAGGAGAUGGUGGAAUUCUCAUCUGGUGUUCGUGGCAUGUGUCUCAACCUCGAACCUGACAACGUCGGUGUUUCCGUCUUCGGUAAUGAUCGUGCCAUUCGAGAGGGCGAUACGGUCAAGCGUACAGGACAAAUCGUUGAUGUUCCCGUCGGGCUGGAGAUGUUGGGCCGUGUGGUAGAUGCACUGGGCAACCCUAUCGAUGGAAAGGGCCCUAUCCAAGCGAAAGAGCGCCGCCGUGCGUCGCUCAAGGCUCCUGGUAUCUUGCCGCGCCGCUCCGUCAACCAACCCAUGGCUACUGGCUUGAAGCCCAUUGACGCCAUGGUCCCCAUUGGUCGUGGUCAGCGUGAGCUGAUUAUCGGCGAUCGUCAAACUGGGAAAACUGCUGUGGCGCUGGACACCAUUUUGAACCAAAAGCGCUGGAACGAUGGUAAUGACGAGAAGCAGAAGCUGUACUGCGUUUACGUUGCUGUCGGACAGAAGCGUUCUACUGUGGCGCAACUCGUACAGACUCUCGAAGAAAACGAUGCCCUCAAAUACUGCAUCAUCGUUGCUGCUACGGCGUCGGAGGCGGCUCCUCUGCAGUACUUGGCACCGUUCUCUGGAUGUGCGAUGGGCGAAUACUUCCGUGACAACGGCAAGCAUGCUCUGGUUGUCUACGACGAUUUGUCGAAGCAAGCUGUGGCGUAUCGUCAAAUGUCCCUACUCCUUCGUCGUCCUCCAGGACGCGAAGCUUACCCUGGUGAUGUCUUCUAUCUUCACUCCCGACUGCUGGAACGUGCUGCCAAAAUGAACGACAAGUUCGGUGGCGGGUCUCUUACUGCUCUGCCCAUCAUCGAAACCCAGGGUGGUGAUGUAUCCGCUUACAUUCCUACUAACGUUAUCUCCAUCACGGACGGUCAAAUUUUCCUGGAGUCAGAGCUGUUCUUCAAGGGAGUUCGUCCCGCCAUCAAUGUCGGCUUGUCCGUGUCUCGCGUCGGUUCCGCUGCCCAGACGAAGAUCAUGAAGAAAUAUGCGGGCUCUCUGAAGCUUUACCUCGCUCAAUAUCGUGAAGUCGCUGCCUUCGCACAGUUCGGCUCGGACCUCGAUGCCUCUACUCGCUUCCUGCUUAGCCGUGGUUCUCGUCUGACGGAGCUGCUCAAGCAAGGGCAGUACCAGCCUCUGGCCACUGAAGUCCAGGUUCCUAUCAUUUAUGCUGGUGUUAACGGUCUCCUGGACAACGUCCCGGUCGACAAGAUCACCCAGUGGGAGACUGAGUUCCGCGAACAUCUCGCUACUAGUCAGGGCCCCCUGUUAGAAGAGAUAGCAAAGGGUGCCGCCAGCGAUGAACUGGAGGCCAAGAUCAAGAAGGUUGUCACCGACCACGUGUCGGCUUUCAUCAAUGCCUGAGGCGUCGUAAACGUUGUGUUUGCAACUUAAAAUUCUCUACCUCGUGCCCCAAAAUCCCAUCGUAUUAUAUAUCCUUGUGGUGUUCCCAAAUCGAGAGUAGCCAAUUAAAUGCCAACCACCGAUAGGCACAGGUGGUAACACUAACAAAUGCGGAGUGUGCAAUUGCCGAACGUUGAUUAGGAGAGCCGCUCUGUAGAUCAUGUGAAUAGAGUGCAUUCAA